UCCUUAAGUGUUUACAAUGGCGGCGGCCGUUUGCUAACUGAGAGAGAGAAAAUAAAAACAAACAAAAAGAAAAUAUUUCUGCUUUCUGAAAGGAGACAAGACGUAUUAUUACGAGGAUGACGAACAGGACGUCAUAUUUCUAUGACCCGGACGUGGGCAACUUCCAUUACGGCACCGGUCACCCCAUGAAGCCUCACCGCCUGUCCCUCACACACAGUCUGGUUCUGCAUUACGGCCUCUACAAGAAGAUGAUGGUGUUUAAGCCGUACAAAGCCUCGCAGCACGACAUGUGCCGCUUCCACUCUGAAGACUACAUCGACUUCCUGCAGAAGGUCUGUCCCAACAACAUGCAGGGCUUCACCAAGAGCCUGAACACCUUCAACGUGGGAGACGACUGUCCGGUGUUUCCAGGUCUGUUUGAGUUCUGCUCAAGAUACACCGGAGCAUCUUUACAGGGAGCCACACAGCUCAACCACAAGAUCUGUGACAUCGCCAUCAACUGGGCCGGAGGUCUGCAUCACGCCAAGAAGUUCGAGGCGUCGGGAUUCUGCUACGUCAACGACAUCGUCAUCAGCAUCCUGGAGCUCCUCAAGUACCACCCCAGAGUGCUCUACAUCGACAUCGACAUCCACCACGGCGACGGCGUCCAGGAAGCCUUUUACCUGACGGACCGGGUCAUGACCGUGUCCUUCCACAAAUACGGGAACUACUUCUUUCCCGGCACAGGCGACAUGUACGAGGUGGGAGCGGAGAGCGGCCGCUACUACUGCCUCAACGUCCCGCUGAGAGACGGCAUCGACGACCAGAGCUACAGGCAGCUGUUCCAGCCCGUCAUCAAGCAGGUGGUGGACUUCUACCAGCCCACGUGCAUCGUCCUGCAGUGUGGCGCCGACUCUCUGGGCUGCGACCGGCUGGGCUGCUUCAACCUCAGCAUCCGAGGACACGGGGAGUGUGUGGAGUUCGUGAAGAGCUUUAAGAUCCCUCUGCUGGUGCUGGGCGGAGGAGGCUACACCGUGAGGAACGUGGCUCGAUGCUGGACGUUCGAGACGUCGCUGCUGGUGGACGAGUCCAUCAGCGACGAGCUGCCGUACAGCGAGUAUUUCGAGUACUUCGCUCCGGACUUCACGCUACACCCGGACGUCAGCACCAGGAUCGAGAACCAGAACUCCAGACAGUACCUGGAGCAGAUCCGUCAGACGGUCUUCGAGAACCUGAAGAUGCUGAACCACGCGCCCAGCGUCCAGAUCCACGACGUGCCGUCCGACAUGCUGAGCUACGAGCGCAACGACGAGCCCGACCCGGACGAGCGGGGCGGCGAGGAGAACUACACCAGGCCCGAAGCCGCCAACGAGUUCUACGACGGCGAGCACGACAACGACAAGGAGAGCGACGUGGAGAUCUGACCCGAGGCUCCGGGGGCCGAGCGAGGAGGGAGGACGCCGCCGGAGUCUGCUUUGUCUGCAUCGGCCACACGCCGGGUAAAACCCUCUGAGGACGUCUGAGGAGGUUUCUGUCCCCACGGAGCCGCAAACGAAAGGAUGAGCUCACGUGAGCGCCGCCGCCACCGCCGCCUCCUUCUGUAAAUACACGUCUGAACUGUGAGGGACGAAGAACGACUCCCAGACGAACCGCUUUUAUGUGACUUUUGAUAUUGUUGUCAGAAACCUGUUUGUAAUAAAACUCCAAAUCGGACUGGCGCGUGUUUGUGUGUGUGAGUUCCCUUCGUGGCCACCAGAGGGCGACGCAGCUCCUCGAAUAAAGACAGGAGGCCAGGCCCCGUUUCCACGGCAACACCACACAACACCCACAAAAUCGUCACUGAACUCUCAACAGUAUUUUUCAAACGAUCUCCUGCAGCGUUGGAGCAAUUUAUAAAAUAAUUUGGGAUUUUGGAUUCAUGAAGAUUUCCUUAAAUAAUCCUUCUUCUAACUUCCCAGGUCCCCUGGUGUUAUUUUCAGUAUUUUACUGCUGUAGUCCUUCUUUUGUCUCAUGAUGGACGUCAAUUUAUUUUUAUACAGCUUCGAUUUUUCUUCACUUGUUCGUAGUCAUAAAAUAAACUUAUAUAGUUGAUUUUUCUUCUAACAUGGUUUUUGUAGACCUUCAGUCAUCCGUGGCUCUGCUUUGUUAGUCUUUCACCCAACACUCUGACAGGACAGCGUUUGUUGUAUAAUUCUAAAAAAAUGAACAAAAAAGUGUCCAAAUCAAUUUAUGAUCAGGAAACUCCUGGAAACUUGACUUUAACUCCUCGUGUUGUUUAUCGUCUUUUAGAAUACUUUCCUGAACUGAUUUUUUUUCCUUUCGGUUUCUUCUAAAGUGAAACAGAAAUGUUCUUUAUAUGAUG
Molecule: messenger RNA, 2341 nt
Organism: Salarias fasciatus (jewelled blenny)
Lineage: Eukaryota; Metazoa; Chordata; Actinopteri; Blenniiformes; Blenniidae
Gene: hdac3
Product: histone deacetylase 3
Exons: 15
Coding region: 117-1403 (428 amino acids)
Biological process (GO): epigenetic regulation of gene expression
Molecular function (GO): histone deacetylase activity
Source: RefSeq, a predicted model, not a curated record